CGAUAGAGAGUCUAUCGUGGUGGUGGAGUAGUGAGACGGGACCCGCAAAGAGCAGCUCGGUGAAGCUCCGCGAUUUUUGUUGUUUCGUGUCCUGCGACCAGAGACCGACAAAGCGGGAACGAGCGGAGACGCGCGGCGGGUCUUCUUUUCGUCUUUCGGGGUGCGACAGAAAGCUGAGACAACCGUCCACUCUGGAUCUCUUCAUCCGCUUCCUGUCGUCCAGGAUGAGGUUUAAAAGGAACGGGUCCUACACGCUGAACAGGAAGUCAAAGACGAAGCCAAAUGGAAAGAAGCCCCCGCCUGAAGAGAAGAAGCAGUACCUGGAACUCGAGUACACAAAAAUCCGUGUGGUGGAUUUUGACCUCAAGGAGCUGGUGGUGCUGCCCAGAGAGAUAGACCUCAACGAAUGGCUGGCCAGCAACACGACAACAUUCUUCAAUCUUAUCAACCUGCAGUACAGCACUAUCUCAGAGUUCUGCACCGGGGACACCUGUCAAGCCAUGAAUGCCUGCAACACAAUAUACUACUGGUAUGACGAGAGGGGGAAGAAGACAAAGUGCACUGCUCCACAGUACGUCGACUUUGUGAUGAGUCUUUGUCAGAAACUGGUCACAGACGAGGAAAUCUUCCCUACUAAAUAUGGCAAAGAGUUCCCCAACUCCUUUGAGUCCUUGGUGAAGAAGAUCUGCCGGUACCUGUUCCACGUGCUGGCUCACCUCUACUGGGCGCACUUUAAAGAGACCGUGGCUCUGGAGCUGCAGGGCCACCUGAACACUCUGUACGCACAUUUCAUCGUUUUCGUAAGGGAAUUCAACCUGGUCGACCCCAAGGAGACCUGCAUCAUGGACGACCUGUCCGAGGUCCUCUGCACCCCCGCCCCGCCACCCGCACCCGCCCCGGCCCCCUCCGCCCCGGCCUCGGCGCCCUCCCCUUCUUCACAAAACCACGUGACGGAGAGAUGAGCGGGGGGGGGGUGAGAACAGCAGCCCCGGGGGUGAAGAUAAGAUGGAGGCGAGAAGCAAAGACAGCCUGCCCCACCCCCCUCUUUGGUGCCAGCAGGACUUAAAGACCUUCCACUACCCUUAUAUUUCGCUAUGACACCAAUCAACCAGCCGGAAGGAUGGGGGUGGGGGGGGCUUUUGAGGGUUUGGGGUAGCAGGGAGGGGUUUGUCACGCCAGCAGGAAUUGGCGUGAGCAUUCCUCCCAGAGGCAAAUCCCUCCCACCUCCUCUGCAAUUUAAAAGUAUGUGUAUGUUUGUUUUUCUUUUUUUGGUUUUAUUUCACCUUUUCUUUUUUUCUUUUAAGUUUAAUUCAGUUUUCAUUUUUUGCUGAGGGGGGAGGGGGUGCAGUGUGGCCCCUUAGUCUCCUUCUGUCCUCUACCUAACAUACAGUACAGGGAGGGGUUUCUGCUUUGCUUCAACCUGCUAUUGUACAGUGUUGUUAAUGUGAGGAGAAGAGAUGUUCUCCUCACCGGCAGGCUUGUCCUUCCCUCCUCCUCCUCCUGCUUGGGGGAGGGGGGGCACGGCCACCACGCUGGCCAGUAGGGAGCCACGUUACUGCCUGACGGGGCGAUACUAGCCAAUCACUGUUUGGGUUGUUUAUGUGGGGGAUGAUUUGAAGCGCUUCCUACUCAGGGCCUAAGAGAAUAUGUCACUGCUGCCAGAGAGGAGUUAGUCUCUCUUUUCUUUUGUUUUGAUUCUCUCGUUCACAGACUGCUUAUCCCUUUUUACGGCCGACGUCUGCCGCGUUUAACUACACUAUAGUCACAUAACCACAUGGCGAAGUCCCAGCGGCCACCUGUAGAGGGCAGCGAACAUGAAGAGAGGCUAACCCGCAACAGGGAGAUGGAGAGAGAAAUAUAAAAGAUUGUAUGAUGGAUAUUUAAAUUGGAUCCGAGUCGAGACGGACUGGUGCCAAUAUGACUCCGAGUCGUGUGCCGGUGCUCUGCACAGCAGCAGCCACUUGAACCGCCACCACUUCACCCACUUCAGCAGCACAGAAGGACAAAGACAUGAGGUAAUGUCUGCAGGCCCAGAGAGGCGCACACGGAGGGAGUUACGGGUGGGAGGAGAUGAUGUGGAGCUGCUCUGCUGUUUAACAGCCAGUGCUUAAGUCAAGUUCUCCACUCCUGGUUUAUUAUUUUUACCCGACCCAUUUAAAAUUAGAUUAAAAAAAAAAAAAAAAUUAUCAGAGGAAAAUUAGUUCAGAAAUAAUAACAAUAAUGGUAUCAUUACACAUGUAUAGAAAAUGCACAGUCUGCUUGGACUUUACUGUACAAAGAAUCACAAGUGGGUUCUCUCAGACAUAGCCUUUGUAUCGAGGAGGAUUGGGUUCAUUAUUCUCCUUUUUUAUUUAUUUUUGUUUUUUUUGCAGGGUUCUUCAGUUCUGGCUCUCAUUUUUAUGUAUUUUAAUUAUUAACUAAGUUAAAAGCAAUUUAAUAUUUUAAGCUCUGCAGAUUAUAAUCUAAUAAAAAGAGAGAAAUGCCA
Messenger RNA from Gasterosteus aculeatus aculeatus (three-spined stickleback), 2485 nucleotides. RefSeq names its product MOB kinase activator 2. Lineage: Eukaryota; Metazoa; Chordata; Actinopteri; Perciformes; Gasterosteidae. The record is from RefSeq and is a predicted model, not a curated record.